Messenger RNA from Mus pahari (shrew mouse), 2893 nucleotides. RefSeq names its product cathepsin C (gene Ctsc). Bases 111 to 524 code for a protein of 137 amino acids. The record is from RefSeq and is a predicted model, not a curated record. Gene Ontology annotation, molecular function: cysteine-type endopeptidase activity. Gene Ontology annotation, cellular component: lysosome. Lineage: Eukaryota; Metazoa; Chordata; Mammalia; Rodentia; Muridae. The transcript has 4 exons.
UUCCGGGCUCUUGGGUAUUUUAAGGCGGGAGCCACUAAGGUCGCCUGACUCCCAUCGCGUGGUGUUCCAGUACUUGCUUUCUCUGCCAUCUGCUCCCUGGCGCCGUCAGCAUGGGUCCCUGGACCCACUCCUUGAGCGCUGCCCUGCUGCUGAUGCUUUUGGGAGUCUGCACCGUGCGCUCCGACACUCCUGCCAACUGCACCUACCCUGAUCUGCUGGGAACCUGGGUGUUCCAGGUGGGCCCUAGGCAUUCCCGAAGCGACAUUAACUGCUCGGUGAUGGACAGGACAGAAGAAAAGGUAGUGGUACACCUUAAGAAGUUGGAUACUGCCUACGAUGAGCUGGGCAAUUCUGGGCAUUUUACCCUCAUUUACAACCAAGGCUUCGAGAUUGUGUUGAAUGACUACAAAUGGUUUGCGUUUUUCAAGGAUGUCACUGAUUUUAUCAGUCAGUUGUUCAUGCAGCUGGGAACUGUGGGAAUGUAUGAUUUGCCACAUCUGAAGAACAAACUGGUUUUUAAAUAGAUCGUCUGUUGAGAGGCUCUUUUAAAACCACAGCCAAGAACAGACUUUGGCUUAGGAGACAAACAGUUGGAUCUACCUCUAGCAGCUAGCAGAGGCCAUGGCAGCUACAAUCCCUUCUGGAAUUUAUUUGCAUGUAAAAUGCAGAGGAGUCCUGGUGACCUACCUUCAAGGCAACUGAAGGAUUUCUUGGAAAACAGUAAUCACCUCUGUGGAAUGUGAACCACCAGAAACUGCACAGAAUAAAGGAAAAACAUUGUGGAAGUGAUGAAGCCUCAGGGGGGCUUCAGCAUUUAGUGUUUUCAUAAGGGGACAAUUCAUAACACACUGUAUUUUUUUUCUUUUCUUUUCUUUUUUUUUUUUUUUUGGUUGUUUUUUCUUUUCCUAUUUGAAUACUGUUGUGCUGAAGUAGUUUCUCCAAACUGGACAGAAUUUGGAUUUUUGAUUGUGUGACCUAUUUUUUUUUUUUUUGUCACAUUGAAAAUUUUACUCACAGUUAAUUUGUCUCUUCCUGUGUGCCUUCACUUUUUAAAAUUCCUUUGCGAUACUCCCAAAGGUAGAGAUGGCAUGAGCUGGAGUCAUAUUAAUUACUAAAAGGAAGAUGGUCCUGUGGAUGCCACAUAGAAGGAAGAUGCUUUCUUAGCCAUCUAAAAGAUGUUAUCUUGCAGACAAUGAAUCUACAGUGUUCCCAGACAAAAAACCAGUCUGGUUAAUGCUUUUUGUUUUCUAUUCUUUUUUUCUCUUUUCUGUUCUCUUUUCCUCUUCUGUUUCUUCAUUUUGGUUUUUAAAUUAGGUGCUAGCUCUUUGCUAAAGAUUUGAAAUAUUAUGAAUCUGAAAACCCUAUAAAGCUGGUGAAACUAGUCACAUUUUACAGUUAGCUAUAUGGUUAGUCUCCGAUAAUGCUGAAGCUCCUAAAGUUUCUGACUAUAAAAUGAUCAUCCUAACCUUUCAAACCUAAGGACUUCAUUGGGGCUAAAACGUAAAAGAAAAGUCAGAUCAACGAAGUAAAUGGUUUCUAGAACACAUUUGGGUAGUUUUUCUGGUACAUUCCAGCACAGAGGCAUCAUGAAUAUUAGUUCAGUGGGGUGGUAGAAUGUAUAUUGCAUUGACUGUUACUGAAGUCUUAGGAAAGGACCUUUCCAAUUUAUGUUUUGUUACUGCUGAGUCCACUCACAUUCUUGUUUUUAGCCAGAGUUCUUGCAUUCAGCCGAUAACAUUAACUUGGCUAUCCCCUUAGCAGUCUCACGCACUGGGAAUCAAGCAUUAAAACUUCAUUAAAACUAUCAACCCCAAAGAAAUCCCAUGUGAAAGGAUUUUGUUUAAUUCCACUAUUGUUCAGCCUGAUUGCUAUCUUCUAGCUUUUUCCUGAUAAGCAGCAGAGUCAUUUCCUUCUCACUUGGUGUCCAGCUGACUUGGGAGACAUAAAAGGCAUGUGGACCUAGUCCACGUCAUCCACUUUGUGUACCUAGUCCACGUCAUCCACUUUGCUUUUCUUCUGUGGUUCAGUUAGCUCAGAAGAUUGUGUAUCUGAGAUAUAAUCACUGCUUUAUGCCUUGUCAGAUUUACUUUUUUGGUGAUCUUCUUUUCUUUUUCUAUCCUGCCUCUGGUCCUGAUAGUCUUCAACAUCUAGGAUGCAUUUGUCACUUUACUGGUGAGAGAGAGUCCAUUAAUAAUUCCCCUUGUCCUCUCUAGGUACACCUAGUUUGUACUUGUAACGGUCUGGUGUCUUUAUCUUCUGGGAUAGACAUCUGCUUUUCUCUCCUUAUCUUUAAUACCUAAUGCAGAUAGUACUUCAUGGGUCUUGGAGAGUAAAGCACACUUCUCUUUCUGCAAACUUUUUACAAGUAAUACUAACCUACAAAGUUUCAGCUACUUUUCUCAUCUUGUUAUAAAACACCAUGAGUCAGGAGAUUUAUCAAAGAAAGCAUGUGAUUUGUCUUACAGUUUCAGAGGGUUAAAGUUCAUAAUGGAGGAGUGAAAGGAUGGCUUAGAGUCCAUAUCUUCAUCUACAACCACUAGGCAGAGAGAGCUAACUGGGAAUCAUGUAGCUUCUGAAACCUCAAAGCUUACUUCUAAGGACACACCACUUCCAAAGCCUCCUCCAAUAAGGACAGACGUCCUAAUCCUUCCCUAACAGUCCCACCAAGUGGAGGUAUUUAAUUUUAUGCACCUACUGGGGAGGGGGAGCACUCUCAUUCAAACCAAUAUACAAUGCAUCAAUUUUCUUGGGCUCUAGAAACACUGGCCAGGGAUGGUGGUAUAUCCCCUUUGGUCUCUGUUCUAAGAAAUAUUAUCAAAAGUUUCUUGCCUGCAGAGCCCUUAAAGAGUUAUAUAUUUUAAAGCUGCUUUUCAAGGUCUAAAAAUGCUGUUGG